Pelobates cultripes (western spadefoot toad) is the source of this 1044-nucleotide messenger RNA. Lineage: Eukaryota; Metazoa; Chordata; Amphibia; Anura; Pelobatidae. The record is from the annotation of a GenBank genome assembly.
AUGGCCUGGACUCCACCACAGCUCAGGAAAAAAUAUAACAAUAUGUCACCACUCACGGCCACAACAUUACGAGAAUGGGACAGAUUUCAUAAAGAACAGGGAUUCGAUAGGGAGCUCUCCCCAGUCUUCCUCCUGGAUUCCUUUUAUGGACUAAUACCCUCAUUAAACAUGGCGUCCUGGAGCAGUAGGGGUCUGAUAUACUUACAUCAGUUGUUUGAUCAGGGAGAGGUCAUCCCCUUCAGACAACUGCAAAAUACAUACCACUUACCCAACGCAGCAGCAUUUGCGCACAGACAGAUACACUCAUGGUUGCAGAAAAAUAAAAAGGUACUUCCUGCAGGAGACAGAUGGGGCACUUUCACUGAAUUAGAAAGCCUUUGCACACAAACGAAAAGACCACUUAAGCUAAUCUCCACACUGUACAAUCACCAUCAUCGAGCACUAGACCCACAUACAUUACAGUUUGUAAAAGCAUGGGAAGCGGAACUAGGAAGACAGUUAACAAAAGAGCAGUGGUCGCAUAUACUGUAUGAGAAUAAGAAACUCACACUCAGCACAGCCCAUCUAGAACUAGCCAGGAAAGUAUUAUACCGCUGGUAUUUAGUACCAACCCGUCUAAAACAUAUGAUACCUAAGAGUACAGGACUGUGCUGGAGAUGCAACAAAGCCCAGGGCACCAUGCUACACAUAUGGUGGGACUGCCUGGUCCUGACACCACUGUGGACGGACACACAGGCUCUAAUUAAAAAUACUACAGGUGUAGCUCUCGCACAUACUCCUGAGCAUUUUCUUCUACAGUAUAUGCCUCCACACCACACAAAAACAUCUCGAUAUUUAAUGUAUCACAUUAUCUUGGCAGUUCUGCUGCAGAUCAGCAAACACUGGCAAAAGCAGACGACCCCCAGCAUACAGAGCUGCAUAACACACAUUGAAACCAUAAAGGGGUACGAGAUAAUGGCCAGAUCCAAUAAUCCACCACAAAAAUUAUGGAAGAAGGCGUGGGAAAAAUGGGACACAUAUCAACAAAAAACGGUGAAACCUUAA